Exaiptasia diaphana is the source of this 3465-nucleotide messenger RNA. Its product is annotated as G-protein coupled receptor GRL101. Gene Ontology annotation, biological process: G protein-coupled receptor signaling pathway. The coding region runs from base 1 to 2700 and encodes 899 amino acids. Gene Ontology annotation, cellular component: membrane. Lineage: Eukaryota; Metazoa; Cnidaria; Anthozoa; Actiniaria; Aiptasiidae. The record is from RefSeq and is a predicted model, not a curated record. The transcript is spliced from 17 exons. Gene Ontology annotation, molecular function: protein-hormone receptor activity; G protein-coupled receptor activity; protein binding.
AUGGUUAUCUGGGAAGAGUUUAUUAAGAAUAUUUCCAUAGUUACCACUUCAAACUCAACAGUUAAUUACAAUGAAAGAACAUCUUGUAAAGGCAGACAAGGAAACGUCCUUAGCGUUGUGUCAAGCAAGACAACAACAUCAUCAGAAAAGGCAGUUAUUAUGAGUCCUCGAUAUCACUUACCACUUGGGUGGGUCAAAUCACCUGCAAAAUGCCUAAGAUUCCAAUAUCGUCUGUGGGGCCCCGGAGCAAAGGUCCUGAAAUUAUACCAAAUCUUAGAUGACAAAAUGUUCCCAUGGAGGCAAAUAUGGAUUGAUGAAGAUAGCAGCUCGAGUGAUUGGAAAGAAGGUCAAGUCACUCUUUCGGCUGUGACUGGUUAUCAGAUUGCCAUCGAAGGUGAAGUGUCCAAUGCACCGGCCCUCAUAUCAAUAGGAGCACUGUAUACUACUGAUGGGUAUUGUGCUAUUUUGCCUAUUACUUCAAAUAAAGUCUGUAAUGAAAUAUUUACAAACUCAUCUGGCMUCAUCAUGUCACCCUACUAUCCUAGUUACUACAGCAACAACGCCACYUGCAACUCGACCAUCAAAGCAAAGCAAGGUCACGUGAUUCGACUAGAUAUCGAUGAGUUUGAGCUGGAAAUGAGCACGCGAUGUGAAAAUGACUACGUAGAGGUCUAUGAUGGCGAGACACGAAUCGGUAGAUAUUGUGGUGUGAGGUAUCCACCUAUCAUUCAGUCAACCACCAACCAAUUUUCUGUGCUAUUUCAUUCAAAUGCGAGGAUCACCCGCGCAGGGUUUAUGGCACGUUACCGAAUCCUGAAAGAUGAUGACACCAAUAAAGAAUGUUUGCAAGAUUGCCCAGCUGAAUGUGAAUGUCGAAGGCUGUCAGAUGGCAGAGUAGUAGUCUCAUCCCGAAGUCUUAAUUCAGUUCCUGGUCAACUUCCUCUGCAAACAGCUGUCGUCUUAUUCCCUGGAAAUAAAAUUUUUCGGAUAGAUAGCAAGACCUUCAAGAAUCUGCAAUAUAUGUCUUUAAUAGACCUGAGUUAUAAUAGGCUGAUCCACAUGGAUCGAAAAUCGUUCUCCACUCUUCCAUCGCUUCAUACUUUGCGGCUCAACAUGAAUUUCAUGAGAGAAAUAGAAAGCGAAACAUGGGACGCAGUCGAAACACUACAAAACCUAGAUAUUGGAGACAAUUUAAUAUCGAGCAUUGGGAGUCAGAUUUUUUCCAAUUUACGAGAUUUGAAAGUAUUAAGUCUUCGUGACAACCUCAUCAAGUUUCUUGACGUGAAUACUUUUCAGAACAAUACGCAAUUGAUGUCUCUAUAUCUGCAUAGUAAUGCGAUUCCAAAAAUCCCUGAUGGACUCUUCCGUAACCUAAGAAAGCUUAAAGCGCUACAACUACAUGACAACAAGCUGGAAACGUUAACCAAAUCAUCGUUCAGAGGACUUUCAAUGCUUGAAAAAUUAACACUCAACAAUAACACCAUAAAGGAAUCAAAAGUACCUCGUGACGUCUUUUCAGAAUUGAAAAACCUCAAAUACCUCACAAUGGACAGCUUUAUGCUUUGUUGUUAUGCCAAAAAGACUAUUCCAAAUCUAAAGACGUGUGAAUCACAAGCAAAUAGUUUUUCAAGYUGCGAGGACAUGCUGAAGCGCACUGCUAUUCGAGUUGGUAUUUGGAUACAAGGCUUSYUUGCUUCCUUUGGUAAUUUUGCUGUCAUCUUAUGGUGGACGAUUCAAGACAGGAAGAAGUCUCCAAAUGUGUCGAAAAAGUCCAGCGUGCAGUCAUUACUAUUGAGGAAUCUGGCUUUGGCUGACUUUCUUAUGGGCAUCUAUUUGCUUUUCAUAGCGAUACAAGAUAUCUUGUGGAAAGGGGAAUACGUGGAUCAUGACGUCGAAUGGCGAACCGGUAUCUCUUGUCAAAUAGCAGGAGCAAUUUCAACUCUAUCCAGCGAAGUGUCAGUGAUGAUGCUAGUGCUCUUGACAGGAGACCGAUUCAGUACAAUUGUGUUUGACUUCAGAGGCAAACGGUUGAGCUUGAAAMCUGCUUACUGCGUUUGCUCUGUCGUUUGGAUUAUUGGAAUAGCCAUUGCCUUCACUCCACUSUUUGCCACAAGCUACUUCAUCGAUGAAACGACCGGUUUCUCAUUCUAUGGACGAUCGACUGUUUGCCUUGCAUUUCAACUUUCCUCAGAGCAACCUGCAGGAUGGGAGUACUCCGUUGCUGUUUUCAUGGCCUUCAAUGGCGCUGCUUUCUUAUUCAUCUUUGUUGCUUAUGUAGCUAUAUUCAUAAAGGUCAAAAAGUCUGCCAAAAAAGUCCAGUCAACGAGAGAGCCUUCAUCUUUGGGGACACGAAUCAUGUUUAUUGUCCUUACUGACUUUUUUUGCUGGAUGCCGGUAAUCGUGCUCGGUCUUUUGUCUCUCACUGGUCAUUUUAAGGAUCCAACGGGACAAGUGUAUGCGGUGAUGGCUGUUUUUAUUCUUCCAGUGAAUUCCUCCAUUAAUCCUAUCUUGUAUACAUUUGCAACACCGCAAGCAAAGAAAGCAUUCAUGCAAUGGUCAUCAGCCAUUUCAGGUGCAAUUUCAGAAUUGAGAGCGAAGAGACGGUCUUUAAAUGAAUCUGGUAAACGAACGGAAGACAAGAACAAAAGGCAAACAGACGUUGAAUUGGUGCAGAUCAAACGAUCCUACCAAAACCAAUAGACUUCCUCAAGAUAUGUUGGAAAUAAAACAUUUCAGAUAAGUUACUAGAAAUAGAGAAAGUACACCACAACCUUUUUCGGAUAUUCUCCCUAAACUGUGUAUCAGAUUAUACUCACUUUGUUUGGGCUAAACGAUGAAGCUAAGCUUUAUAAAGACUCCAACGAAGGAUUAAGGUCAGAAACGUUAGUAGGUUGUUUUACCUAUUUUUUACGGUGUGAAAUUUACAUAUCAAACAAUUGUCUAACAUUCGCGUGCGGGAUAUCUGUGUUUUUUUGUGGGAUCCCUUAUUUUCAAGGAUGGGGGGAGACUAGGACAAAUUUAUAAUGGCAGACAUGCUUAAAAGCAAUUUCUCUGAAAAUUGUAAGUAAGUUUGGCAAACGAAUGAAUUUUUCUCCGAAGCAAUUGUUUGAUAUUUCUUUUUACACAACCGUCUCUUUAGAAACACCGACGCAGCUUACACUAGUUUACCGCUAGACUCCACCAAUUUUAACAGCAGAUAGCUUAGUAUUAAAAUAGGAUGACCAAAGACUGUUUCAUCUUUAAAUGCAUGAUUAUGGACCUGCUCUAAAAAAUAGAAUUACCUUAUUGGCGUAAACAUGCCUUUUAAAUGGAGAUUCACUAUGACAAUGAUGUUGAUAAUAGUUUACUAGAAAUAUUGGAUUUUCAGAUAAUUAAAAAGAAUCGCUAAUAAAUGCCACUAGACAAUAUGCUGCAGAAUCUCCUCAACAAAUAUUAUCUAAAGAGUUAAUAAAAUUAUAAAACUUA